This is a messenger RNA of Peronospora matthiolae, 1128 nucleotides long. The record is from the annotation of a GenBank genome assembly. NCBI's taxonomy places the organism in Eukaryota, Oomycota, Peronosporomycetes, Peronosporales, Peronosporaceae.
AUGCAAAGCCAAAAUCUAUUGCGCCGUUGCUGUCAAUGCACAGGACCGUGUGCUGCCGCGUCUACAAGAUCGGUCCUCUUUCCGCGCUUCGGCGCUGCUUCCGCGCGCGCGGUCGCCAGUCAACCAGACGCUGCCGAAAAAACGCUCCGCAGUCCGAACCAAUUGAACGUUCUAUUGUCCAAUCAAACGCCGCCCACGACUUUUGUAGCCACUUGUCGCGCGUUGCGCGCCAUUGACGAGACAGCGCUAUUGGUGACGAUUGACGUCCGGACGUGGAACGUGGCACUGCAGCGACGACCGGAGGCUCAAGGCGAACGCUGUGACGACAGCGUUUUUUUGCGCGGGUUUCGAACGGAUGAGAUGCAGGAGCUCUUGAGACAGUUGAAGCGGAGAUACGGACCGCAAUUUGUAGCCCGCGUGCUCGUAACCGUGGUCAAUGGCUGUGCCAAUAUCAAGAUGUUUGCAGAUGCUCACGAGCUGCUGCUGUAUCAGCAGACGUUGUGGUCGGAGAUUCGCUCUGGUACUACUACUACAGACGAGACGUUGACGACGGGGUGGAGCGAGAAGAGUAAAGCGAUGAUGCCGCCAUCAGUGGUUGGCCACUUGAUGGCCAAGAUGAUGCACAAGAAAAAGCAUGGUCAAGUGCUGGCGUUUGCACCAUGUAUGGAGAUCGAGGAUUUCUCCACGUUUAAAGAUGUGUUCCGCAGGAUGGUAGCUCGAGGUGUAGCACGUAGUGCUGGAUUUGGGUCGGCGAUCCGUUAUUGUCACAUGCAGUUGGAUCCAACCUUUCUCGAAGAAGUGUUGGACGAGGCCGGAUCAAGCCAAGGAACUUUUCUCGCACAUGCUGAACAACUCGUCGAUAGUGCCCGGCAUAUUACGAUGCUUGAGAUGGUGGAGAGUCAGUGCAACGCCUCGAUCGGGGAGGUGUUUAAUCUCAUGAACGUGUUUCUUGAGUGGAAGCUAACAUCGAAUAUUCAGGUGUUCACAUCGCUCCUGUCCAUCUACAUGCGCCGUCGUGAAGUAGGCAAUGCUGUUGCGCUCAUUGGUGCGAUGGAAGAGCAUGGUGUCGUUCAGCAUGUGAAGGCAAGCACGACUGUGGCGUUCAUUAUGCAUCUCGCAGUGACUUAA